AUAAAGAGAGACAAAAUUGGCAUGAUAAAAGUAGAAGACGGAGACAAUGUGAUGGAUAUUUCAAAAGAUAUAUGUUCGUCUCUUGAUGAAACAAAACAAAUUCUACUUCUGUUGACAUGAGGUUAAAUAUGAACCGGUUGUGCUAUAGUUUUGUUAUGCUCAAUAUUGUAUUUGUAAUUAUCGAACUUUAUUACCAAGUUAUCUCAUUAUGGUAGAUACUAAUCAUACGCACUCUUUCUUUUCAAUUGAAUGUAUAUAAUAUAGCCCUUCUUGGAAACAACUAGGAACUGGAUAAAUCACUCAUCCGACAUAAGAAAUUAUUGAUGGUCAUGUGAACUUUUGUUAUGGGUAUUCAUGGUCACACGAACUACAUUGUUGUCCAUUGUGUAUGAUAAAAAAACAAUUAGUAUGCCUGUAGGCUGUAGCAAUAAAACCUCACUAUCGGUGGUGGUGAAUUUUAAUAUCAAUUUUGAUCAACUUCUUCUUUUAAUUGAAUCCAUCUCGUAAAAUCGUAACUAAAUAAAAUUAAAUUUGAUUCUCUACCAAGAUUAUCGACUUCAUACAAUUCGAUCACACCUACCCAAAUGAGAAAUCUCAAAGACCAUUUCGGUUCAAACCUAACAGAAAAUCGUGAUACGGUUUGUUCCAUCAGUUAGUUAACAAACCUGAAAAUCUGAAUAAAUUAUGUGAAUAUUUCCCAAUUCUUUCGUGAUAAUGAUCAACUCGAGAUGGAGUGAGAAAGGGUACAAAUAAGCGUCAUCAACAAAACUAUUUCAAGCUUCAUGUCGAACCUUUCGGCCAAUAGUACUCAUCUGCAAAGAAGAAAAAAAAUCGAAAACAUGGGUCUUCAGGGCUCGCCCUCUUCGCCGCCACUGUCCAUCAGCUUUCUGGUUGCGCUCAAUAUCGUAUUUAUAAUUAUCGAUCUUUUGUGUCGAGCUAUCUCAUUAUGGUAGAUACUAGUUGUAUUCUACCCUUUAAAUUGAAUGUUGAGCUAUAGCACUAUUAUAUAAUAUUGCCCUUUUUGGGAUAGUAAGAAUCAAUGAUUGAUGUCAAAAUCUUCCCAAAACGACAUUUAGCACACUCACAAAAUGGACAAAAUCACACAUAUGAAAUGAGAAAUUAUCAAUGGUCACAUGAAUUUUGUUAUCGAUAUUCAUGGUCACACGAAUUACCUUUUAGUUAUUUUGUUUAUAAUUAACCUUUUAGUUAAUUGGGCAUGACCAAAAGUAUACUCGUAGGCUGUAGCUCAGUCGAACAAAACCAACAAAUGGAGAAAUAAGAUGCAUAACAAAAUCUCAAUAUCGGUGGCAAUGAAUAUUAAUUUCAAUUUUGAUUAACUUCUUUUAAUUAAAAAAAUAUCUCAGGAAAUGAUGAACUCGUGACCAAAUAAAAUUAUAUUCGAUUCUCUACUCAGAUUAUCGAUUUGAUACAAUUCGGUCACCCCCUACCCGAUUAUGAGAAAUCACAAAUACCGUUUCAGUUCAAACCUAACAGAAAAUCCUAUUUGUUCCAUUAGUUAGUUACUGUAACUAAAUAUGCUGCAUGCCAUCCGAAUUUUUUUUUUUUUAUAAAAUGCCAUCCGAUUGAAAAUUUGAAACCCAAGUUUCUUAACAAACUGAAAAUCUGGGGAAAAAAUUCUGGGAAUAUUUUCCCGAUUCUCCCGGGAAGACUAUCAGUUUGAUCGAGUGAGAGACAUAGGAAUCAUCAAUAAAAGCUAUUUCGAGCUUCAAUAAUCAAUAUCCAACCUUACGGCCAACAAAGAAAAAAAAUCCAAAACAUGGGUGGCUCGCCCUCUUCGUCGCGACUGUCUCUCAUCUUUCUGGUUGCUCUGUGCUUCGUUCUCAGCUACUCAGCAGUGGUCUGCAAUGGCGGCCACACCAGUAGUUUCGUCAGGAAAGUGGAGAAGUCCGUCGACAUGCCCCUCCACAGCGACGUUUUCCAGCCGCCCCCUGGCUACAAUGCCCCUCAACAGGUACACAUAACGCUGGGAGAUCAGGAUGGCAGAGCAAUGAUCGUGUCGUGGGUGACCAUGGAUGAACCCGGUUCGAGCAAAGUCGUUUACUGGAAGGAAGACGAAAGCUCGCACAAGAAGUUUGCCGAAGGCAAACACAAGAGCUACAAGUUCUAUAACUACACUUCUGGCUACAUUCACCACUGCACCAUCCGUAAAUUGGAGCAUGACACCAAAUACUACUACGAAGUUGGAACUGGUCACGCAGCGAGACGAUUCUGCUUCACGACUCCUCCACCUGUUGGUCCAGAUGUUCCUUACACAUUUGGCAUGAUUGGUGAUCUUGGCCAGACUUUCGAUUCCAACAUCACACUCACCCACUACGAGAAGAACCCUAGGAAGCCACAGGCUCUGUUGUUUGCAGGUGAUCUCUCUUACGCCGAUGACUAUCCGAAUCACGAUCAGCGGAGGUGGGACACAUGGGGAAGGUUCGUCGAGAGGAGCGUCGCUUAUCAGCCGUGGAUCUGGUGCGCAGGAAACCACGAGCUCGACUUCGUCCCUGAAAUCGGCGAAACCAAGCCAUUCAAGCCUUAUCUCCACCGAUACCAUGUCCCUUACAAGUCGUCUGGGAGCACUUCUCCACUUUGGUACUCUGUCAAGAUAGCUUCAGCACAUAUAAUCGUCUUGUCCUCAUAUUCAGCCUACGGUACAUACACACCUCAGUAUGAAUGGCUGCAAGCAGAACUGCCCAAAGUUAACAGGACAAAGACGCCAUGGCUGAUUGUGAUGCUGCAUUCCCCAUGGUACAACAGCUACGACUACCACUACAUGGAAGGGGAAAGCAUGAGGGUCAUGUUCGAGUCGUGGCUCGUCGAUGCCAAAGUCGACCUCGUACUCGCUGGCCAUGUUCACGGCUACGAACGAUCUGAACGCAUCUCGAAUGCAGCUUACAACAUCGUGAACAAGAAAUGUACUCCAACGAAGAAUCAGAGUGCUCCUGUUUAUCUAACACUUGGGGAUGGUGGCAACAUUGAAGGCUUGGCAUACAAGAUGACUGAUCCGCAGCCAGAGUAUUCAGCAUUCAGGGAGGCGAGCUUUGGGCAUGCCAUUCUGGAUAUCAAGAACAGGACGCAUGCUCACUAUAGCUGGCAUAGGAACCAGGAUGGUUAUCCGAUGGAAGCCGAUUCGAUGUGGUUCUAUAACAGAUACUGGCACCCUGUUGAUGAUUCCAAAAGCAACUGAUUUGGAUUUAGAUUUAGAUUAGAUUUCCUUUUGAUGAUCUCAUUGAAUAAGCAGGUUUGUUUUGCUAUUUGGUAUCUUGCUAGGAGAAGUGUACAUUGCAGAGGACCAACUCUUAUUUUGUUAGUGAAACUGUUUGGUUACAUUACUAAGGAGUUCUUAUUCCCCCCUUCUUUUUUGUUGUUUAAUUGGAUUGCAGACAAUAUUUGUGUGCUAACCGGGUUGCAGCAGGCUCAUCGUGCUGCCCAGCUAUGCAAAUAUUGUCCUCAUAUUACAGGGCAUGCGGAUUGCAAAUCGGCAAAUAUUAUGAGCUGAUUGAGUUAGAAUAUGGCCAAAAUCAUUAGUUUCGGAGUAUUGAAGAGUGAAAAUAUGUAACCAAACAAAAAUGACCUAAAUCAUCUUAAGCACUGCAUACUAAACAAAUGUGACAUGCCAAAACAAGAGAGGAAUAACAGGGCAGUUUGUAUGUUGCAAAAUAUAGAAUCUGCCGAAUAAGGGGGUCAGUUUCAGAACGUGAGGAUGGUGAUAUUUUUGGCAUUCCUGGGACUUUCUUGUUCUUCAUUCUUUCAUUUGUACUCGAGUCGAGCAGGCGAAUAGAUGCCAAACGAACGACGAAAAAAAAAUUGGACAAUCAUACUCCGGUUUGUUCAAUACCACCUGAAAAGUGGUCGGGGUUUUGGCAAAACUCUCAUCUCAUCCAACCCAAUAAUUAGAAGUCAUGUUG
Molecule: messenger RNA, 3914 nt
Organism: Linum trigynum
Lineage: Eukaryota; Viridiplantae; Streptophyta; Magnoliopsida; Malpighiales; Linaceae
Source: the annotation of a GenBank genome assembly